AUCAUACAUCUACAUAAGAUCCCCACCAGAGCUUAGCAAAAAACUCUCCUCAUUAUUUCCCCAUAACCCGCCCAAACACAAACUUUUAAACCACACAAAAAAAAAAAAAAAAAAAAAAUCAAAUUUUAAGUUUUUGUUUCCUUUGCCUCCGACUCUCGCAGGUCUCAACUCAACAGCUGCCAGCCACAGUGAAUGAACACAACACAACAAAACCCACCACUUCAACGAAGCUCUCUUAACUAAUCAUUAAUACCCAAUUCAAAUCCUCUUCUCUCUCUCUCUCUCUCUCUAGAUUUUGGAAAUUUCAUCGGAUCACUCUCUUUCAUCGGAAAUGGCCAACAAAGAUUCCUCCACUCCUCCCUCUUCAUCCAAGAAGGAGAACUUGACUCCGGUUGCCUCAAAGAUAGCGAUUUUGGAAAUUUCAUCGGAAAUGGCCAACAAAGAUUCCUCCACUCCUCCCUCUUCAUCCAAGGAGAACUUGACUCCGGUUGCCUCAAAGAUCGCGGAAUUAAACGAAUCGAGAUCUGAGCUCCUUAAUAGGAUUCAAGGGCUGAAACAGGAUUUGCAAAGUUGGAGGUCAAAACUGGAUACCCAAGUGAAGGUCUAUCGCGAUGAACUUUCAGAACUCAAGAAAUCACUCAACACUGAAGUGGACCAACUCCGAAGUGAGUUCAAAGAUUUGAGGACCACUCUUCAACAGCAACAAGAGGAUGUUACUGCCAGCCUCAGAAACUUGGGGCUACAAGAUGUCUCAGAAGAUGUUUCCAAGGUUGAAGGGAACGGCGACAAAGAAGAAAAUGAAUUGCCUAAGGAGAAUGGCGAAGAAGCCGAAGACUUGACGGGCCACAAUGUGGAACAUGCAUGAGUAUGGUUUAUGCCAUUGAGAGUUAAUGAGCUUUUUUAAGUUAUUUUCCAGUUAGAAGAGGCCACGACCUUGUUGUCUUGCAGAACAUAAAACUCUUAUCUAAAGGGAUUUGUGUAUUACUCUUCCUCUUAUUUCAAUUAAACUAUCUUUCUACGCAGUUUUCAAUUGAUGCCUCGAGAGUUAAUGAGCUUCUUUUGAGUCAUUUUUCAGUUUAUUCAAAGCCACAACCUUG
Molecule: messenger RNA, 1097 nt
Organism: Morus notabilis
Lineage: Eukaryota; Viridiplantae; Streptophyta; Magnoliopsida; Rosales; Moraceae
Product: ankycorbin
Exons: 9
Coding region: 332-865 (177 amino acids)
Source: RefSeq, a predicted model, not a curated record